ACAGAGCACACCCCUACGAGGAGCCAUCGUAUGCCGUCUACAAGUUGGAGGAUUUCUGAUCUUCCUUGUCAUUGUCCACAAGGAAGUGAUACCGUGUACGAUCGGUCCGAUAAUCAUAGUUGCCUGUUCUCUGUUUGCAGGCGAUGACAAUGUCGAAUCCUGGGUGAACUCAAUGCCAACCCCAUCCCAGCCAGGCUGAGCAGGACACUGCCACGAUGCCAAAACGAGAUUGGCGCAUCACCGAGCUGACACUCCGUCCCUCCCAUCGUCCCCAGACUGUCCCAAUGGAUCAAAUUGCAACUCAAUCCUCGACUAGACCACAUCGAAACUACGCCUUCGACAGGUCGACUCGGUUGCCGGAAACGCCAAACUAGCUGCCGCCUCAAAAACCAGGCCAUGAGACACCCCGAGGUAUUCAGAGCUCUCUCUCCCAACAAUGCGUCUCAUCAAUGCCCAUACCCUUGAGAUCGAGUACUUUACAGGCACAAGCAUCCCGAAAUAUGCCAUUCUAUCGCACACAUGGGUUGCAAAGGAGGCAACUUUCCAGAAAUGGACCAACAUAUGGACCCGAUUGACCCACAAACAUCGCCCCGGCUUCCACAAAAUUCUCGCAACUUGCAGGCAGGCUCGCCGGGAUGGUCUCGACUAUGUGUGGGUGGACACGGUGUGUAUCGACAAGUCCAGUUCGGCCGAGCUAUCAGAAGCCAUCAAUUCCAUGUACACUUGGUACGAGAAGGCCACGAUAUGCUACGUCUACCUCUCCGAUGUUGCUGCGUCUGGUACAAAGGCCAAUGACGAUACCUUCGAUUCGCUUCGCAAAAGCAGGUGGUUUACCCGCGGCUGGACCCUGCAAGAGCUCAUCGCCCCCGAACAUGUCCAGUUCUUCACAAAGGACUGGGAGGUUCUGGGCGCCAAGAAGGCCCUCGCUGUUCUCAUCUCUACCAUUACCGGCAUUGACGCCGCAUGUCUGAAGAAGGAGAAUCGGUUGCGCGACUACAGCAUUGCCCAGCGCAUGACCUGGGCCGCCAAGCGAGAGACAACCCGCGUGGAAGAUCUGGCUUACUGCCUGCUUGGCAUCUUCGGCAUCAACAUGCCCUUGCUGUACGGGGAAGGACCAAAGGCCUUUAUGCGACUUCAGGAAGAGAUCAUCAAGGUGUCCGAUGACCAUAGUAUUCUCGCCUUUGAAACCAACCUCUCCGACAACACCCUCUUUGCCCACCAUCCCUCCGCCUUCGUCAAAGGAGGCUGCAUCCAUCCCAACUAUGGCCGCCAUCUCACACUACCCUUCUCCAUGACGAACGCUGGCCUAGCCAUGACCACCCCGCUUAUACAAACCCUUUCUCCUUACUGGGUCCUCGCCGUCUUCAAUUGUGUUGAAGUUGACACCGAGAACAACAUGCAGCGCUCUCAAAUCUGCUUGCCCCUCUUCGGAAAAGACAACCAAUUCAUGCGCGCCCGUAUACCCAUCAGCCUGAUUAGCCGCAAGAUCGAUGCCUCAUAUACACUGAACCCCACCGAGAAUCUGGGCGCGGCAGCAGGUGUCCUCGAUCUAACCCCUCGCUCCGAAACGAGCUACUACAUCUCCUACUUUGGACGUGUCUAUUCUGCCUAUGGCCGCGAGAUCGAUGUAGCCUUGAAGGGGUUUCAAGUCUAUCCCCAGCCCGAUCAUGGGUUCAUGAUCACUUUUCCCCGGGGCAUGGCUGGGUACCGACUGCAUACCGCAUUGCCGAGGCAGGACCUCCGCGACGACAUAAGCUUCUUCAUCCCUACCUCCCGAUACGUCCGCUCCUCCGACUCUCCCCAAAGAGAAGAAGACAUGCAAAUAUCCAGCGGGCUAGUUGUGUUCAAGAACGACAGCCUCUCCGACGACGAUCCAUCCAAAUGCGUCGGUAUAUACCUCGCUUUCGUAGCUACAACCAGCAGCAUAGCCAGCGACACGACCACAAGCACCACGACCCUAAAUACUACAACAAGUACUGGGGGAACUCAAGAUCUAGGAUGGGCAUGCAAAGUUUCCCCGACCCGGGAGUUCUACAACCACCGAACGAAUGCCAAACAGGUGCUGGCCAUGGCAAACGAGGAGGCCUUGUUGGGUAAUUGUCCGCGUUAUCAUCGCUGUGAGAACACAAUCGUGUCGGCGCGGACGAGGUUCCAGACUCCCAAGGGGGAGCCGUGCAAGGAUACAGUCAUGGUGGAAAUUGUGUUUGAUGCGGAGGAGUUGGUGAGGGAGAGGGAUGCUGAGGAGAGAGAUUUUGAGUAGUGGUUGACAAGGCUGGC
Messenger RNA from Neurospora hispaniola, 2277 nucleotides. Its product is annotated as heterokaryon incompatibility protein-domain-containing protein. The coding region runs from base 437 to 2260 and encodes 607 amino acids. NCBI's taxonomy places the organism in Eukaryota, Fungi, Ascomycota, Sordariomycetes, Sordariales, Sordariaceae. The record is from RefSeq and is a predicted model, not a curated record. The transcript has a single exon.